This is a messenger RNA of Cyphomyrmex costatus, 2003 nucleotides long. It is a transcript of the gene Prosalpha3, whose product is annotated as proteasome alpha3 subunit. Gene Ontology annotation, biological process: ubiquitin-dependent protein catabolic process. The transcript has 7 exons. The record is from RefSeq and is a predicted model, not a curated record. Gene Ontology annotation, cellular component: proteasome core complex, alpha-subunit complex; proteasome core complex. Lineage: Eukaryota; Metazoa; Arthropoda; Insecta; Hymenoptera; Formicidae. Bases 272 to 1852 code for a protein of 526 amino acids.
UUACAUUUACAUGUCGCAUCAGAUACUGGCCGUAUCGCGGACGCUCCAAGCGUUCGCCUGCAGGAGCCAUUAAACAAAGAACAAUCUUUAAUUGUGGUGUAGAAAUGUAGGAGAUAGAUCCAGAUAGAUCGAUGGGAACAAUCGCUAUUAAUGUUUGUUGAACAGAGUUAAUAAUCAGUAGAGAGGAAUUAAUUGUUGAGAAUCAGAUAUUUAGUGGGCAGAAGAACAAGAAGAUUGUGUUGAAGCGUUUUGCUGUGACACGAUUCUGAAAAUGGCAGACGCAGACAUCAUAGUUUCUUGUCCCUAUAAUCCUUCGCAUCGUAUUCGCAAGUAUAAACUUAUGAAUCAUAUAUCAAAAUGCAAGAAAACUAGUAAUACAGAAAACAAGGUAGAGUGUCCGUUGGACAAGAGUCACAUUGUGGAUUCUGAUCUUCUCAGGGCACAUAUUGAAAUGUGUUCUAGUAUUGGAAGAGCGGCAGAUAUGGAUAUUGGAAAUAUACAGUUAAGAGAUCCAGAUCCUCCUGUAGCAUCUAACUUCUAUUCAGUCGAAAAUUGGGACGAUGACCCAGAAGUUCCACAUUACAAUGCAAUGGAAGUUUCUGCGAAUAAGCCAGUGAUUCGAUGUGUGUCUGGAUUAACAAAAUCAGAGAAAAGGAAAUUUAAGGAGAACGAACGAAUGCGUUUAGCAAAUCUCAAAGGGGUUUAUACUGCGAGAGCAGUCUCAGAGUCUACGAAAGACACGGCUCGUGAUGUACUAUUACGUCCAUUACGUCCUCCUCGUAACGCUGUUUUGGCAUCACAAGCUACUAAAUCGUCACAAGCUACUGAAGCGUCACAAGCUACUGAAGCGUCACAAGCUACUGCAACGUCGUCUAUAAAAAUUUUACAAAAUGACUUUGAUGAACUAAAAAUACAUGAAGAUGAAAAUUGUGAUAGCGAUGAUGAUAAUGAUGUUGGUGCUCAAUCUAACUUUGAUCCUAAAUUUCAUAAUAGUUCAUUCCACAGAAUGUUAUAUGAUGAAUUAGCUCCUGAAGAUGACGAAAUUAAGCAAUUAGAACAGUCUCUACGUAGCAUUGACGCGGCACGUAGAUAUGAUACACGUACCACAAUCUUCUCGCCAGAAGGAAGACUGUACCAAGUCGAAUAUGCUAUGGAGGCUAUAAGCCAUGCUGGCACUUGUUUGGGUAUAUUAGCAAAUGAUGGUAUUCUGUUGGCAGCUGAGAAACGUAAUACCAAUAAAUUAUUGGACGAGGUAUUUUUCUCCGAAAAAAUCUACAAGUUGAAUGAUGACAUAGUUUGUUCAGUGGCUGGUAUAACUUCAGACGCAAAUGUCCUGACAAAUGAGUUGCGCCUUAUUGCGCAGAGAUACCUUCUUCAGUAUGGCGAAGCUAUACCUUGCGAGCAGCUUGUCUCAUGGUUAUGUGAUGUUAAACAGGCGUACACUCAAUAUGGUGGAAAGAGACCCUUUGGUGUAUCUAUCUUGUACAUGGGAUGGGACAAAUACUAUGGUUAUCAGUUGUAUCAGUCAGAUCCUAGUGGAAACUAUGGUGGCUGGAAGGCGACAUGUAUCGGGAAUAAUUCAGCAGCGGCUGUAUCGUCCUUGAAGCAGGAAUAUAAAGAGGGUGAGACAACCCUGAAAGAUGCAAUGGCACUCGCUAUCAAAGUUCUCUCUAAAACGUUAGACAUGAAUAAGCUCACUGCUGAGAAGGUGGAAAUGGCGAUACUGACACGCGAAGAUGGUAAAACCAAAACAAAAAUACUACCAGCGAAUGAAGUGAACGCCUUAAUCGCGGAACAUGACCGAUUGGAAGCACUAGCGGAGCAGGCAAAGAAAGAAAAGCAGAAAUCAUAGAAAUUUAUAUUGAAUAAGAAGAUUAAUUCAUUGUGGUGACAAAGUUUAUAUCAGGAAGAAAUUGAUAUAUAUGCAACUCAAGUGUUUAUAUAUGUACUGUAAAUUAUUUCCUUGCCACAGGAGUGAAUCUUUACAAUUACAUUAUCAUCUU